AAAGGAAACGAGAGAACAGAACAAAACAAAAACACUCGGAAGCACCAUCUGCUUGAGCUUGGCAGAGUGGGCGAAAAUUGCAGGAAAACACAGGCGAAUCAAGCAGAAACACAGAAACCGAAAACCUAGAAGUACCUCUACCUUCUCAUCGCAAUGGCGGUGGAUAUGAAGAUCGAUUCUAUGCUAUUUCAGAGCCUCAAACUUGACGAUCCCAUUUGGCUACCUCCGAAAACUUGGGAAUCUAUCCCCUCCGAGAGCGGACGAGCACACGCCAGUGCUUCUACUUCUAACUCUUCUUCUUCUGGCCAACAAUGUCUCUACGAUCCUUCUACAGUCUCCGAGGCAAGUUUGGUGAGGCUGGUGAUGAAUGCAAUGUAUGGUGUACAAUCGGCUCUUGUCAGUAUUGAAAAGCUUUCUGCAGCAUUUUGUUCAGAUCCUGCAGACAGAACAGUCCAUCGAAUUUCAAGCUUGUGGAACCGAUCUUUGAGCACUCAUGCUUUGGGAAAGUUACUGAAAUCCAUGGGCUGCUCAGGAUGUGUAGUUUUUCUUCUCCGUGAAUUUGUGGAUUAUUUUAAAAAUGUGAUGCAUGGCAAUGCCAGUGAGAAUCGAGUGAAUUACAAAGCAGCUCGAAAUCAAAAUCAUUGUGACAGUAAAGUGGGGGAGGCAAAGUGCCCUUCGUACAGUCUUGUUAGUCAGGCAUUUGCUGUCGCUGUGGGAAAGGUUCUAGAAGGUUACAUCUGUGCAUUGGAUACACUGUAUACAUCAGUUGGUGUGCGGUAUUCGUCGAAGAAUGUUGAUGCACCUUCUUGUUCUUCUUCUGGACUAGGCUCCCUCACAAGUAUAGUGCAUUCUGAAGUUACACUAUUGGAGGUCUACUUGCACACAAAGGAAUUGAGAACCCAAAUUCAGGCUAUUGGAAACAUUUGCAACAUAUAUCAUCUAGCUUUUUGCUUUCCUGAAUCUUCUGUUGAAGAUUUAAUUGGUAAAGCAAACAUAGAGUUUCAUAACUUCCCUAGAGCUGGAGAUCUGCUUACUUAUUUGUACACUCAGCUACAGGUUGCUGAUCCAGCACACCGUGCUCUAUUGAAGUUUCUAUUUCUCCGCUCUUGUGAACCAUAUUGUGGAUUUAUUAGAUCCUGGAUUUACAAAGCUGAGAUUAAUGAUCCCCAUAAAGAGUUCAUAGUAGAAUACGCCAACAAUCUGCCUCAUUAUUCUUAUGGUAAAGCUGGCAUCUCUUUUGACUUCCCAGUGGCAACUGUUAGGGAACAAUGUGGUGUUGCUCUUCCCUGUUUUUUAAAGGAAUUAUUGGUUCCCCUUUUAAGAGCUGGUCAGCAGCUUCAAGUGCUGAUGAAGUUGCUUGAAUUGUGUAAUUAUGUUGCCUCUGGAGAUAAUACUUAUGAGAAUAUCCUUCCCUGCUGGAGCAGUUUUUCAAGCAAUCAUCCUUCUUCUGCAUCUCCACUGACUUUCAUCAAGGAAAACAUAGAAGACACGGUACUUGCAAGGAACAAUUACUUCAAAAGGAUGUGGCAAAAACUUGAAAAUAGUUUGGCGAAAUUAGAAUUCAGAUAUCAACAGGUAGUUCCACCUGGCCCCACAAGACCUGUCGUUGGUGAUAAUAAUAGGACUCUAAGCAUCCCAGUUUCGUUUACAAUGAGUGACAGUUUGAUUUUUCCUCCAGCACACGACGCAGACUCAAAUGUGGCUGUUGAUGAUGUGGAUUCUGAGGCCUCUUACACAACAGAUGAGUUCUCUUUUGUGGUAGAUCCAUCAGAAUCAUCUGAGUGCUCAUCUCCAAUCAGCUGUGAAGGGCUAAAUGAGCCUGGCCAUCCUACUAAGCUGGCUCAUGGUUUGGUUGGGCCUGAAGAAAAAUACUUCUCUGCCUUACACUUCUCUCCAAGUAGUACUAUUGACAAGUCAUUGCAAAAGCCUUCUCAAAGUGAAAAAUCACAUCCUGUGGAUGGUAACUUGAGGGAAUUUUGUGAAGGAAGAGAUCCUGUUGUCCAUUUUGUCAACUGUCAUUAUAAGGGAACAAUUUUAAGUCACGUUUCCAUGCCUCUUGAAUCAGCGAAGCCAAAUUGGUCACGAAUGGCCAAAGCUCAGUAUGCAGAUUGUCAACCUAUUAUGAGUUGGCCACUUGGCAGCAUCCUGAAAAAUCCUUUUCAUGUUGAUAAAGGAUUUGGAGGUAAUACAAUGUUACGUCCAUCUGAAUGUUCCCUGAAUGAAAGCAAUAGAGAUAUGGGAGUGUUGAAGGAAAGUGAAUCAUUUUUCAGCAAAAUAACUGCUGAUGACGAUUCCCCAAAAUUAGUAAAAACCUACAGGGAUGAAACUGAAAAUGGAACUCUUGAUUCAUUUAUUUUGCAGUUGCAGAAGCUUAAAUUCCAUUGCAAUUUUCUUAGCAUGAACCCAAUGCUGAUGAAAAAUGCAUUCUUUCACUUACCAAGCGUGCCUGCAGAGAUAUGCUACACAGGCCAUAGAGAAAUUUUUUCUUGUUUUGACUUUUCGUCUGUGCAAAACCCUUGCAAAGCUUAUCAGGAAAGAUUGGCUGCUAAUCGUAGGCAUUUUUUUGGAGAAGACCUUCCUUUUUCUGCAGUUGCUAAUGUUUGUGCUACUGGUAACGUGAAUGAUUACCCUGAUAAAAAAGGCUCUGGUGGUGAUGUUCCCUCUGCUGAUUCGGAUAACCAGAACUCAGCAGAAGUUAUUUUGCCACAUGUUUCUGAGGGGACUAGUUGGGAGAGUUCACCUGCAAGUUCCCAUAGCACUGUCAAUCAUUCUGUUGGAGAGCACAGACAGAAUUUGGUUGCUAUGUUUGACAUACCAGUUGAUUUUAUUAUUGAAAAAUGCCUACUGCAGGAAAUUUUGCUUCAAUAUAAGUGUGUUAGUAAGUUAACUAUUAAGUUGCUUGAGGAAGGCUUUGAUUUACAAGAGCAUCUGCUGGCAUUGCGGCGGUACCACUUUAUGGAAUUAGCAGACUGGGCAGAUUUGUUUAUCAUGUCUCUUUGGCAUCAUAAAUGGCAGGUCAUUAAUGCAGAUGAAAAACUAUCAAAAAUUCAAGGAUUCCUUGAAUUUUCAGUUCAGAGAUCUUCUUGUGGAAGUGACUGCAAUAAGGAGCGGUUGUACAUAUACAAGAAAGGACAAAGCAUGAUGCCUCUUUCUAUUUCCGCAAUUGGAAUCCAUUCCUUCGAUUUUAUUGGAUUGGGAUACAGAGUUGAUUGGCCUAUCAGUAUUGUUUUGACCCCUGAUGCACUGAAAAUAUAUGCUGGCAUAUUCAGUUUUCUGAUACAAGUGAAGCUUGCUUUGUUUUCCCUAACUGAUGUAUGGUGCUCGCUGAAGGAAUUGAUGCAUUUAAUAAGUCAGCAUCGUCAUUCUGACUUAAGUGAAAAGCUUCCCCAUUUUAAUAUCUUAAUGAAGAUGAGGCACCAGCUCAAUCAUUUUGUAUCUACAUUACAGCAGUAUGUGCAUUCACAGUUAUCACAUGUAUCCUGGUGCAGUUUUCUUUACUCUCUCAAACAUAAGGUUAAAGACAUGAUGGAUCUUGAGUCGGUGCAUACGACAUAUCUAACUGAAGCGCUCGACAUUUGUUUCCUCUCUGAUGAAAUGCAAUCGAUAGCCCGAAUUAUUGAAAGCAUUUUGCAAUGUGCUCUAGAUUUCCGGGCUUGCCUUAUUGGAGCUUUUUGGAAGGAUGCAAUGAAUCAAGGAGAUUUAUUGGGUAAUCUUUCUCAGAUCAACAUUGCCCAGGUGCUUGCUGUACGGGAAACAUUCAAUAAAAAUCUCAGAGAGCUGCAUCUAUGUUAUCUCAAGUCACCUAAACAUGGGGAGUUUGGUCUCUCCCGUUUCUGGGGAUAUCUUAAUUAUAAUGAGUUUUACUCAGGUGGCAUUGGUAAUGGAAUGGACCACCAUGCUUUUUCAUUCUAAAACUUCUUGCCGUGCUAAUUUAGAAGAGUGGCUGAUACGAUCCUUGAACCCUACCAUCAGAGUUGAGAUUUCGGAGGGCACACCCAAAAAGUAACAGAAGAUUUCAUCAACUUAUGUGAGCAACCUCUCCUAAGGCUUCAGCAGCCCCAUUGUAUUCAAGACACCAUGUCGCUGAUUGAGUACUAAGUAAUCAAGCUUCAGGUCUAUGUUGCAGGAGAUUUUGUCAUUCUUGUGCACAUUAGGACAUGCAAUUUAAGGGCUGUGGACCUGUGGUGCUAGUUUUGAUAUCCCUGGCUUACCCUGAAAUCUGUACCAGAAAUAUUAUGGGCAUUCUGUUGAAGAAUGGAGGUGGAAAGGUCAGUUGUGCUUUAGGAUACCAUUGAGUUGGCAACGUAUGGUUCAACAGACGGUUGAGAGCCACUCGAGUUGUAGUGUAUAGCCUAUUCUUUUGUGUUUCUCCGUUUAAAGUUUGGUUUAGCAGUUCCUUAGUUUUCUGUGUUCUUCUUGGGUAGGAGCUAGUGGCUGCCUUGUAAUAUUUAGCCAAGUAAUGGUCAUUUAUCUUAUUCGUCUACGAGUGGAUAGUUAACAGAAAUAAUUUUUUGACAGAUUGUGUUAUUUAGCUUGGGCUUAAAAAUGAAUUAACGUCGUCUCAUUUGAGAGUAUGAACUUAAA
This is a messenger RNA of Malania oleifera, 4584 nucleotides long. RefSeq lists its product as uncharacterized. Gene Ontology annotation, cellular component: gamma-tubulin complex; equatorial microtubule organizing center; centrosome. Bases 154 to 3912 code for a protein of 1252 amino acids. The record is from RefSeq and is a predicted model, not a curated record. NCBI's taxonomy places the organism in Eukaryota, Viridiplantae, Streptophyta, Magnoliopsida, Santalales, Ximeniaceae. The transcript has 14 exons. Gene Ontology annotation, molecular function: microtubule minus-end binding; gamma-tubulin binding. Gene Ontology annotation, biological process: spindle assembly; microtubule nucleation; meiotic cell cycle.